Messenger RNA from Orcinus orca (killer whale), 1964 nucleotides. RefSeq names its product MOB kinase activator 1A (gene MOB1A). NCBI's taxonomy places the organism in Eukaryota, Metazoa, Chordata, Mammalia, Artiodactyla, Delphinidae. Gene Ontology annotation, cellular component: cytoplasm; nucleus. The record is from RefSeq and is a predicted model, not a curated record. The transcript has 6 exons. Gene Ontology annotation, biological process: hippo signaling; positive regulation of protein phosphorylation. Gene Ontology annotation, molecular function: protein kinase activator activity. Bases 211 to 861 code for a protein of 216 amino acids.
UUUUGGGUCUGUAAGGUGGGGGAGGGGGAGAGGCGGGUGCAGUUGCUUUCACCUGCUUGCCCAGCUCGAUCCCGGCCCGGAGCAGCGGCGGCGCGGGCUUCCGCUGUCCGCUGGCUGAGGACCUUCAGCUCCCCCUUGGUCCCGCGCGGGCUCCGAAUCCUGUCCGCGGCAGGGGCCAGCGGCCCCUCCCCUCCCCUCCGAGGAUAGAAGAUGAGCUUCCUCUUUAGUAGCCGCUCUUCUAAAACAUUCAAACCAAAGAAGAAUAUCCCUGAAGGAUCUCAUCAGUAUGAACUCUUAAAACAUGCAGAAGCAACUCUAGGAAGUGGGAAUCUGAGACAAGCUGUUAUGUUGCCAGAGGGAGAGGACCUCAAUGAAUGGAUUGCGGUUAACACUGUGGAUUUCUUCAACCAGAUCAACAUGUUAUAUGGAACUAUCACAGAAUUCUGCACUGAAGCAAGCUGUCCAGUCAUGUCUGCAGGUCCAAGAUAUGAAUAUCAUUGGGCAGAUGGUACUAAUAUUAAAAAGCCAAUCAAAUGUUCUGCACCAAAAUACAUUGACUAUUUGAUGACUUGGGUUCAGGAUCAACUUGAUGAUGAAACUCUUUUUCCUUCUAAAAUUGGUGUCCCAUUUCCUAAAAACUUUAUGUCUGUGGCAAAGACCAUUCUAAAGCGUCUGUUCAGGGUUUAUGCCCAUAUUUAUCACCAGCACUUUGAUUCUGUGAUGCAGCUGCAGGAGGAGGCCCACCUCAACACCUCCUUUAAGCACUUUAUUUUCUUUGUUCAGGAGUUUAAUCUGAUUGAUAGGCGUGAGUUGGCACCUCUUCAGGAAUUAAUUGAGAAGCUUGGAUCGAAAGACAGAUAAAUUUUUCUUCUAGAACAGUUACCCUCUUGCUUCAUCUACUGCUAGAGCUAUCUUGUUGCUUUCUCUUAUAGACUAGUGAUACAAACUUUAAGAAAACAAGAUAAAAAGACACCUAUUGUCUGUGUCUACUGAUAAAAUUGUCCCAAAGGUAGGUUGGCCUAAUACCUUCAGAGUGAGAAAUUCAGGACACAGCUGAAUCUGAGGCACUGUGUGACCACUGCUGUUACUGCCAUAGAGCCAUACUUGGUUGUAGAAUGUGAGGACUAACCUGUAGUUUAUUAGUUUACUUACUCUUUUACUGAAGAAGAUGAUCGACUCUGUUUCAGGUGACAGCACGAUGGAUAUUAAGAAUUUCCAAUAAUUUAUUAACAGGUUUCCAGAACAAAUUUCCUAAUAAUGCAAUCACAGAUCAGUUUUAUUCUGCUUUUAUUUUACAAAUAGAAGAGGUGUUCUAAAAUUUCCUUAAGAUAUAGAACAUUUGUGUCACUUUGGAUAACCUUGUAGUUUGAAGUUUGUAUGCUAGUGUUUUUAUAGGUAAGAUUAUAUAUAUGUAUAUUUUUUCAAAAUCCAUGAUUGCAGUUUAAAUCAUCAUAUGACAUGUGGUAUGGGAGUAACCAAAGUCAUUUCUAAAAGGACUUUAUUUUUUAAUCUUUAUUUGGGAUUUUAUUCACAUAAACCUAUCUAAAUUUUUAGUGUGUGUGUAUCAAAUAAUUUUUUUAAGGCAUCUAAGGAUCGUCUUGCAGAUUUUUAUUUUGAAAUGCUUCAUUCAGAUUAAUUUUAAUAUGUAGGUUUUGGCUGAGAAAAGAAAAACUUCCAAAAAAUUAUGACAAAUUUGGGUCUCAUAAACCAUUAUUUUCAUUCAUGUUUGUUUCAGAGGCCUUAAAAUUUGGAUAGGAGAAUGGAAGAAAGUACUCAGAGUACUUGACUAUUUUAUUUUGAGUUUUCCUUUAAAAAGAAACUACUUUUAUACGUUUUUAUUGUGACUUGAGACUUAGUUAAGUGUAGUGUAGAAAUGCACGAACCUUAUCCCAAUAAGGAUAAAACGUAAGGAAAACCACAAUAAAAAACCUUGAAGGUGUACACAUUUUAUAACCCAGCUAAAA